Messenger RNA from Petromyzon marinus (sea lamprey), 494 nucleotides. Its product is annotated as peptidyl-prolyl cis-trans isomerase FKBP8-like. The record is from RefSeq and is a predicted model, not a curated record. NCBI's taxonomy places the organism in Eukaryota, Metazoa, Chordata, Hyperoartia, Petromyzontiformes, Petromyzontidae.
GACAUGGACACAGAGGCACGGGGACACGCGGAGCGCAGUGAUGUGGGGCCGUGCGGCGACCCUCCCAGAUGCGUGGGCCUGUCCCCGCCGCCGCUGCAGGUGCUGGCCCUGAUGGGGCGGCACGAGGAGGCGUCCGCGUCGCUGUUGAGCGCCCUGGAGCUGGAGCCCGCCAACGUGGUGAUCCACUCGGAGCUCUUCAAGCUGAGGAGGAGAAUGUCGCUGAGGGCUCGAGAUGGGAAGACGGCGACGGGGAAGAAGCCCAGGACACUGGUUCCCUGGCGGUGGCUGCUGGGGGCCUUGGCGCUGGCGCUGGGUGCAUCCGUCGUGACCUCCAUUGCCAGACUAUAGACGACUCGGAGUUGGGGUGUUAGGGGGGGUCGGGAGGAAGUGGCCCCCCACGGUUCUCUGGGUCCAGAGGGCACGAAGUGGGGGAGUAAGGCGAGGGUUAGUUGGUGUAGGUGUGUGUGUAGUGUUAGGGCUAGGGUUAGUGUUGG